GUCACCAUUUCCCUCACAAUUACUAAAUAACUGCCGCGCCGCGUUAUCGACUCUCUGCCUUCGGGGAACUUCGUUUAUAAAGAACAACCUACGCCACCUGCACCCGAUCUACAUUUCUCUUUUACAGCUCAAUCUUGUGCAACAAAAAGCAAACAAUUUCAAAGGUGUCACACAAUACAUGGGCUCUCCCCGCCCAUAUUCCUCAUAAAACAGCUCCUCCGAAAGCUUGAGAGUCCUCCAUCCCCCACCAUGUCGACCUACGAAAUCGAACACAAUACCACCGACCCCUCAACGGCCCCGAACGUGCGCCGCCGCCGCCCCGACCUCUCCACCUUCUUCUCAGCCUUGUCCCAGAUCACCCCAGCUCCCGACCACAGACCCCAUGCAGUCCCCGUCCCAGGAGAUGUGAGCGCAGCAUUCUUCUCUCUCGCUGAGGCGUUAGAUAUGAUGCGCCGCGAAGCCGAUUCAGCGCCGCACCCCGACGCGCAGGAGGGCGCCGAUAAUGCCGACUCAGAUACCGGUCGCGAUUUGCUGACCACGAUGAUCCAGUCGCUGCUCUCGCAGGCAGAUACACCACCGCGGGAGGUGGAGGGUGUUGACGAGGAAUUCUGCGAUAUGCUCGAACGCGUCCCAAAAGCAUCCCUGAAACCCUCUGAUACCUGCCCUAUCUGCAACAACCCCUUCAUGGAAGACGCCUACCCGCUCGUCGUCCAGCUGCCCUGCCACCCGACACACCGCUUCGAUCUGGAAUGUGUGCGGCCCUGGUUGCGGCUGCGCGGAACGUGUCCGCUUGACCGUGUGGACUUUGCGAAGCAGCAGAGAGACAAGGCGGAGGCGAAGAAGAAGCUUGUUGAAGAAGAUGAGGAGGAGGAAUGGGAUGGCAUGUAUGGUUGAAGAGAUAUCAGACAAGAGACUGUGCAUAUUCGUGCGUUUUAAACUGUCCAUUGUGAUGGAGGUUACAUGGCAGUAUUGCCUAUCUUAGCAUGAGUGAAUGACUGUUGCAUCUAUUGAUCAUGUACAUUUCAAUCAAAUGGAUAUUGAAAGUAAGCUGAC
Messenger RNA from Penicillium samsonianum, 1053 nucleotides. RefSeq lists its product as uncharacterized. Lineage: Eukaryota; Fungi; Ascomycota; Eurotiomycetes; Eurotiales; Aspergillaceae. The record is from RefSeq and is a predicted model, not a curated record. The coding region runs from base 250 to 894 and encodes 214 amino acids. The transcript is spliced from 4 exons.